CACUGUUUCGCGGGAGAGAGGAGGAUUUCGAAACUGUGGUCUUCGAGAGAGAGAGAGAGAGUAGGGCUUCCUUUCCUUUGGAUCUUGAGCUAUGGCGACGGAGGAGCCGGCGGAGACCCCGCCGGACGAGCAGCGGUGCAUUCGGAGAAGCGAAAAGAGGUGGCGCUGCAAGGGAUGGCGGUUGGAGCGCCGUUCCCUCUGCUCCUACCACUACAAUCAGCUUGAUGCCAGGAAAGGCGGGACGGGUUCGUCUUCUUCCUCGAGGUCCGGGACGAGCAGGCCCAGGGUUUCGGUGGAGGAGGAAAGGGGAGAGGAGAAGACCGGGGAGGGAAAUAGACGGCCGAGGAAGAACGAUGAGGCUCCCCGGUCUGCGGCUGCGGUCGCCGAGGGAGAUGCCGGGUUGAUGAGGAAGGUGAGGCUCGUGAGGCCGAUGUUGGAGGGCGCUUCCGGCAGCGCAGAGGAGGAUGAGACGUCGAUGAAGGACACCGAUGAGGAGUUUUACGAUGAGUGUUUGAAUGGGAAGAAGAAAAGAAAGAAGCUGCAGCUGCAUAAGAAGACUAGGACGAGAAGAAAGACUGAGAGAAAGGUAGUGAAUGCAAGUCAGGAGAAUAAGGAAACCGGUCAUUCUUCUGGUACCAUGUCCAAGUCCACGAAGGUCUCAUAUAAUGAAUACCAUCCACCGGGAACUAGGUUAAACCCACUGACGGGUGAUGAUGCACUUAUGUGUCACCAAUGCCAGAGGAAUGACAAAGGAAGGGUCAUAUGGUGCAUGUUUUGCAGAAGAAAGCGUUACUGUGAAAAAUGCAUAAAACGUUGGUACCCUCACUUAUCAGAGGCAGAUUUUGCGGAAAAAUGUCCAUUCUGUCACAACAAUUGCAAUUGCAAGGCAUGCUUGCGAAUGAAGGGUAUUGCCAAGCCUGCAGAAAAGAUGAUCAAGAAAGCUGCCAAAAUCAGAUACUGCUGUUAUAUUUUGCAAUUGUUGCUUCCAUGGUUGAGGGACCUACGCCAGGAACAAUUGGUUGAGAUAGAGAUUGAAGCUAAGAUUCGAGGUGUUGUCUCAUCUGAUAUAAAAGUAAGAGUAUCUGAGUGUGAACAGGAUGAACGCAUAUAUUGCAACAAUUGCAGAACAGGUAUUGUUGAUUUUCAUAGAAGCUGUCCAACCUGUUUGUAUGAUUUAUGCCUUAGCUGCUGCCAUGAGCUUCGUGAAGGUUGCACUCCUGGGGGGCAUGGGAUUGUAAUUUUGGAGUAUCAUGAUAGAGGCAGAGAAUAUUUGCAUGGAGCAGCUCCUAAUAAUAAAAAUAAAGUUCGAGGGAGAUUCUCCACUGAAGAACAUGUCUCUGCUGAUUAUUUGUCUUGUCUAAGAGAAUGGAAAGCCAACAGUGAUGGCAGCAUUUCAUGCCCUCCAAAAGAGAUAGGUGGAUGUGGUAGUUCAAUUUUGGAGUUAAAGUGCAUGUUUGAUGAGAAGUUUCUUUCAGGUUUGGAAGAGAGAGGUGAUGAGAUUGUCAAGAGCAACCAGUUCACAAAAUAUAGUAACAAGUCUGAUAAGUGCCCUUGUAACAUCACGUCUGGCCAGAAUGAUUGUGCUGGGAAGAUGCAGCGAAAAGCAGCAUGUCGGGAGAAUUCUGAUGACAACUACUUGUACUGUCCUUCUGCUAGUGAUGCACAAAAUGGGGAAAUAGAGCACUUCCAAAAGCACUGGGAGAAGGGUGAGCCCGUGAUUGUCAGAGAUGUUCUUGAACUCACAUCUGGUCUGAGUUGGGAGCCGUUGGUCAUGUGGCGAGCUCUACGGGAGAGGACAGUGUCAAAGGAGGCACCUGAGAAAUUUGCAGUGAAAGCAAUUGACUGCUUGGAUUGGUGUGAGGUUGAGAUAAACAUUGCCCAAUUUUUCCGGGGUUAUGUUGAAGGACGGACUCAUUACAACAAAUGGCCUGAGAUGCUCAAACUUAAAGAUUGGCCUCCAUCCAGUUGCUUUGAGGAACGGUUGCCCCGCCAUGGUGCUGAAUUUAUCUCUGCUUUACCAUUUCCAGAGUAUACAGAUCCUAGGUCUGGCCCUCUUAAUCUUGCAGUCAAGCUGCCUAAGGAUGUUUUGAAGCCAGACUUGGGACCAAAAACAUAUAUCGCUUAUGGACUAGCUGAGGAGUUAGGAAGGGGUGAUUCUGUUACAAAGCUUCACUGCGACGUAUCUGAUGCUGUGAAUGUAUUGACCCAUACAUCAGAGGUUACCCUUAGAGACUAUCAAUUUCCUAUUAUAGAGAAGUUGAAAAAGAAACAUAUUGAUCAAGAUAUGCGAGAACAACUUUAUACUCAACAGACAUGUCAGACAAACCAAUCAGCACCUUCAUUAGAGAAAUCUGUAAUGAAGAUGGUUGAUGGCACUCUGAAUUUUCCAGGAGAUAAUAAAAAAAUUGAUAUCCUGUCAGCUGAAAAAGAAAAGCAAAAUGUGUGCUCCCUGCAGCUUCAUCCAAAAAUAGAUUCAGAGGGCAAUAUAAAAUCUAUGGGCAAUUAUCAGACAAUUGGUGGAAUUUGUAAUGCAAUGUAUACUUCCAAUCUUGUCAUUAAAGGCACUGAGUUGCAUGCUGUUGUUGAAGAUUUAGAAGAUAAAAAUGUGAAUCAAAGUGCCUUUUGCUUUGCCAGUGGCCAAGAAAUUAUUAAAGAUAAACAUGCAACAGAUAGCAUUGACCAGAACAGAUCUCAAAGUUAUGGCAUUACCUCUGAUGAUCUCAAAGUUGCCAAUGAAUCUCACAUUGUAUCAGAGAUGGCUGAUAUUGACUCACGAGAUGCUGCCAAUGAUAAAUUUGCUGCUUCUGACUCUUCUCCAAAAGAAUCUCCUGUAAAUGGAUUUCAGAAAGAAGGAUCUCAUGAUGAUACUGGUAAGAAAGUUGAAAUAGGUGAUGAUGCUUGUCCAGUUGUGCUGCAGAGCUACAAAAACCUGCCCCAUUCUGAUGCUCAACCUAAAAGUGAUGGAGAAUUUUGCUCUGCAGGAAUCAGUCUAGUCGAUUGCGUUAGUCAACUUUGCAACAAAACUAAAGAUAGCGAAGCACUCAAUGGGAAACCAAGUGAUGAUGAGGGAAGAAUCAAGGUAGUGACUGAUAAUUUAGGGGAGCUUCUAACCAAGGAGGAAGCAACUAGUCUUGUGCGAGAAGAUGAUUCUUGGAAUGAUGUGGGGAAACCCGUGGGAAGUAAUUGUGAUGUUUCUGGAGAGCCAGAUGAAGUAAGGAAAGUCAGAGGUAGAAAGGCAAAGAGAGGGAGUAAACUCGUUUAUCUUCGACAAAAGAGGAGGAAAUUUGAUUCCACAAGAGCUGCUGAUGGUGAUCUUGAUGGUUCCAUGGUGGAGGAUAGUUGUUCCACUAAAAGGAGUUCAGAGGUAACAGACAGAGAAGGUGAAGAACAACCUGCUUCCUCAGGUAACAGCAUAGAGCAAAAACAGACAGAAGGUGGUGCUCUAUGGGACAUUUUUCGAAGAGAAGACAGUUUGAUGCUACAAGAAUACCUUAAGAAGCACUCGAGAGAGUUCAGGCAUGUACACUGUUUGCCAGUAGAACAGGUGAUACAUCCCAUACAUGAUCAGUCUUUUUAUUUGACCGUGGCGCACAAAAAGAAGCUGAAGGCUGAAUAUGGAAUUGAGCCUUGGACCUUUGAACAAAAGCUUGGAGAGGCGGUCUUAAUUCCAGCUGGGUGUCCCCAUCAAGUCAGAAAUCUAAAGUCAUGCAUAAAAGUAGCAGUAGACUUCGUGUCUCCUGAAAAUGUCUGGGAGUGCAUGCGCUUGACAGAAGAGUUUCGCAAGCUUCCAGAGGAGCACAAGGCUAAGGAAGAUAAAUUGGAGAUAAAGAAAAUUGCUCUUCAUGCGCUUAACCAAGUCAUAAAGGAUUUAGAAGACGACAAGUUUAUAUCAGGGUGCAAUGCUAUAUCCAAGGAGGAACCAUUGGUAGAAUCUGAAGAAGAUGAAACAUAAAACAAGUGACAUUAAUCGAUCAGCAUCAGCCAGACUAUUCCAUCACCAUAAUGAAGUUAACAGUUGUAUUAGAUUUUGAGCUAUAGAUUCAACUUGUUGAAAAUUCACUCUCAAUGGAGAAAUUUUAUGUAGUUUUGAUCAGCUACAUUCCCUCGUUUUGAUCAGCUACUCCUCGGCAGACUGAUACUUAUGUCUGUUCUUUUUGGUUCGUGCUGCAAAUAGCCAUGACAUAACCAAGGGAGAAGAGGGAUUUUGUACAUCUUGUAGCAAAUGUAAAUUUUGUAUCCACUGUGAACCUAUAUGUCAUAUAUAGUUUCUCUAA
Molecule: messenger RNA, 4274 nt
Organism: Musa acuminata AAA Group (dessert banana)
Lineage: Eukaryota; Viridiplantae; Streptophyta; Magnoliopsida; Zingiberales; Musaceae
Product: lysine-specific demethylase JMJ26-like
Exons: 14
Coding region: 92-3952 (1286 amino acids)
Biological process (GO): regulation of transcription by RNA polymerase II
Cellular component (GO): chromatin; histone deacetylase complex
Molecular function (GO): histone H3K9 demethylase activity; transcription coregulator activity; chromatin DNA binding
Source: RefSeq, a predicted model, not a curated record